CUUCCUGUCUCCUCUCCGAUGGAUGCCGCCGAGGUCGAAUUCUUGGCCGAGCAGGAGCUCGUCACCAUCAUCCCCAACUUCAGCCUGGACAGGAUUUACCUCAUCGGGGGGGAUUUGGGUCCCUUUAAUCCUGGGCUGCCUGUGGAAGUGCCUCUCUGGCUGGCUAUCAACCUAAAACAAAGGCAGAAGUGUCGGCUGAUACCUCCAGAAUGGAUGGAUGUAGAAAAGCUGGAGCAAAUUAGAGAUCAGGAACGUAAAGAAGACACUUUCACCCCAAUGCCUAAUCCCUUCUAUAUGGAAUUAACUAAGUUGCUGCUGAACUAUGCUGUAGACAAUAUUCCAAAGGCAGAUGAAAUCCGAACAUUGGUUAAGGAUACAUGGGACACUCGACUAGCAAAACUCCGAUUGUCUGCAGAUAGCUUUGUAAGACAGCAGGAAGCACAUGCGAGGCUGGAUAAUCUGACUCUGAUGGAGAUCAACACCACUGGUGCUUUCCUUACCCAAGCAUUAGAUCACAUGUACAAGCUCCGUACAAAUCUCCAGCCGGGAGAGAGCGCCCAAUCCCAGGACUUUUGACAGCAGAAAUCUUCCAUGAAAUGGGGUCCUGGUACUCUGCUGAUCAGCAAUUUUUCCUGAAUCUUAAGCAACCACGUCUGUGUGAUAUUAUUGGCAAAUUAGAGAAAGCAAAAACUCUUGUCAUGGCAGAUCUCAACAUAACAUAAUUCUUGAUAGCAUCUGCUUGUGGGAAGCUAAUGGCAUGUUAAGGCUGCAACAUUAUAGCUGAUCCAAUCUGCCAGUGUUACAAAGAGGUAUGAAUGUGUCCUCAGCAGUUGAGGUACGUGACCCGUUCCUGCAACAACUGUCCUCAGCAAACAGCUGCUCUUGCCCAACAGCACUCCAAACUCCUGUGUGGCUGUCAUUCCAAGAUGAAUUGGCUUGUAGUGCUUUGCUGCUGUCUUUUUCCUGUGCUGGAUUAUUUUACUCUCAGCCUUAAACGAGAAGAAGGAAACAAAUUGGUCCCCUCUCCAAGGGAUCCAAUUCCUCAGUGGGCCCUUAUCUUCUGUUGCCGCUGGGAGAGAUGACAGAGUGAGACUAUUUUAAACACCUACUUUCACAGCACUCCUGUGGACCUGCCUGGGGAGUGAUAUGUAACUGCUAACCCAUCUUUCCAGCAGGACACAGUGCUUCCACUGUGAUAUCACUUACUGCAGUCUAUUUGUCAACUGUCCUCAAAGAUAAAGGAUCUUCUCUGGUUGCCUUGACAGCAGCUGUUGAAGUGCACAGGUUUUGUGUAUGAGUGGCUGCUAAGAGGGAGAACGUGUACUCUGAGAAUAUGGAGCCACAAAAAAAGGCAAAUCACUUGGUCUGGUUUGUGUUCUUUUUUUAAUCCCUGCUGUGGAAGCUCUCCACUCUUGAUUUACUAAAGCCAGGCUGCAUGUUGCAGCCAGUGCCUAUCCGUUUUAAUCCAAUUCAUGGGCAUACACUGGUUGAUGGUGCUCAGGCCAUUGGUCAUAUAGUAAAUGUUGCUAGCUGU
Elgaria multicarinata webbii is the source of this 1534-nucleotide messenger RNA. RefSeq names its product GINS complex subunit 2 (gene GINS2). The coding region runs from base 19 to 576 and encodes 185 amino acids. The record is from RefSeq and is a predicted model, not a curated record. Gene Ontology annotation, biological process: DNA replication; double-strand break repair via break-induced replication. The transcript is spliced from 5 exons. Lineage: Eukaryota; Metazoa; Chordata; Lepidosauria; Squamata; Anguidae. Gene Ontology annotation, cellular component: GINS complex; nucleus.